CCUCUGCUCCUCUGCUCCUCUGCUCCUCUGCUUCUCUUUUUUGUCUCGUCUUCAUUGCUUGCUGCUCCGACACGCCUCCCAGCACCAGCCAGAGCCAGAAGCGUUCCUCCCGCCCUGAGCUUAUUUCUCCUCACAUCGUAGGCAGGGGAGCCUGGAGCUUCGGCCAUCGUCGGCAAACACCCCGGCACUGCGUCGGCGGGGUAGAAACAAACAAGAAAAGGAAGAAAAACAGCCAACACCAUGGCUGAGCCCGCCACCGAGCGCCGCACGGCCAGCGUCGCCGACGAGAUGGACGAGAACCGCCUGGCCCAGUUCGGCUACAAGCAGGAGCUGAAGCGCGACUGGGGGCUGACGCACAACUUUGGCGUGUCCUUUUCCAUCAUUAGCGUCAUCACCGGCAUCACCACCCUCUUCGAGUAUGGCCUCAACACGGGCGGCCCAGCCGUCAUGUCCAUCGGCUGGAUCGUCGUCUCCUUCUUCACCCUGAUGGUCGCCAUCGCCAUGGCCGAGAUCGUCUCGGCCAUUCCCACCUCGGGCGGCCCCUACUUCUGGGCCGCCAUGCUGGCCCCUCCGCGCUGGUCCCCCUUCGCCGCCUGGAUCACGGGCUGGUUCAACCUGCUGGGCCAGGUCGCCGUCACCACGGGCAUCUCGUUCGGCCUGGCCGGCCUGGCCGCUACCGCCGCCACGGUCCAGAACCCGGAUUACCAGCCCACCCCGGCCAAGACUAUCGGCAUCUACGCCGCAAUCCUGGUCUCGCACGGCGUCGUCAACACCUUUGGCGUCCGCAUCCUCAAACACCUCAACAACGUCUCCAUCUUCCUGCAUUCGGCCGGCGUCACCGCCAUCUGCAUCGCCGUGCUGGCCAAGGCUCCCACCCGCCAGCCCGCCUCUUUUGUGUUUGGACACUUCAACGACGGCACCGGCGCCGACGGAGCCGACGGCUGGAGCAUCCGCGCCAGCACUGCCUACGUCGUUGUGUGCGGCGGCCUACUGUCUCAGUACACACUGACGGGCUUCGACGCGUCGGCCCACUUGAGCGAGGAGACGCGCAAUGCCAGCUGGAGCGCCCCCAUCGGUGUCGUGUCCAGCGUCGGCUUCAGCGCUCUGUUUGGCUUCUUCGUCCUCAUGGCCAUGCUCUUCAGCAUCCAGGACUUUGACCGCACCGUCGCCAGCAUCUACGGCCAGCCCAUCCUGCAGAUCCUGGUCGACGUCUUUGGCGAGAGGGGCGCCCUGGCCGUGUUUUCCCUGAUCAUGAUCUGCGUUUGGCACUGCGGUCUGUUCAGCAUGACCAGCAACAGCCGCAUGAUGUUUGCCUUUGCCCGCGAUGGCGGCAUUCCGCACUUCUUCCACCAGGUUGACGAGCGCUUCAGCUCUCCCAUCCGCGCCGUCUGGCUCGCUGCCGUGCUGUCUUUUAUCCUGGCCCUGCCGUCGCUCGGCAGCUCCGUCGCGUUCGCGGCUGCCACUUCGAUCGCCACCAUCGGGCUAUACAUCAGCUACGGCCUGCCCAUCCUCAUUGGCCUGAUCUGGCACGACUCCUUCGUUGCCAUGAAGGGUCCCUUUGACCUCAAGGGCUGGUCGCGGCCCGUCGCCAUCCUCGCCUCGCUAUGGAUCGCCUGCAUCACCGUCGUUUUCUGCCUGCCCACCGCCAACCCCGUCACGAGCGAGACCAUCAACUACACGGUCGUCGCCGUCGGCAUCAUUGCCCUCGGCGCCACCCUCGCCUGGGUCGUCUGGGCCCGCAACUGGUUCACGGGCCCCGCGCCCGAGGUGGCUGAGGCCAUGCGCCUGGGCGUCGACCCGACUGAGCCUGGUGCGCUGGAGAAGAAGAUGGCAACGGAGCAGUCGGUUGGCGGGAAGAAAUCCAAUGCUGCCGCCGACAACUCUAGCUAAGGGCGGGGCAAUCCCUCCCACUUCGAGUCGCUAUGCGCUAGUGAGGGGUUGAAGUAGCUCGCUAAGCCUAAUAUUUGUGUGAAUAGUUAGAUUCGAGGAUUCUAUUACCCUACGAGGGUGCCUCUGCUCCAGAUAGCGCUGUAUCAAACCCUGUUUCUGCAACCUUGUCCACAAAUUCUGCCAGGUUGGCGCCUUGACCAUGGCAUGGAGAACAAGGCAACCACACGUCUCCCGUAUACGGGAACACCGGCCCGACGAUCCUCAGCAUACGAUGCCCCGCAGACUCGAACCCAGUAGCCGGGAAGGGCGUCGCGCUCGGAUACGACGUUGGAUGCCAAUCCUGCCGCCUUUGCAAGCACACGCUAGCGACAGAUAUCACACCCUUCCUUUCAUCUUCAACCACGAUUGACCCCUGAGAUCGACUGGCCCUGAGAAGACUGCAAAGAAGGGUACGCGCCAAGUGUUCCAAAAACGUGCCUCGCAUACCCACCACAAAAUAUAGCAGUUCCUUGGAGGAAUAUGAAUAGGAAUAGGUAUGACGAUAACAAAAACAAUAAUAGAAAUACGAAUAGAAACAGGAAUAACAAUAGGAAUAGUAACAGGGGAACAAUAAAAAAUAGGAAAGCUCAUGGCAGAAACAAUUCUACUUACCCAAUCU
Gaeumannomyces tritici R3-111a-1 is the source of this 2548-nucleotide messenger RNA. RefSeq lists its product as hypothetical. Gene Ontology annotation, cellular component: membrane. The record is from RefSeq and is a predicted model, not a curated record. NCBI's taxonomy places the organism in Eukaryota, Fungi, Ascomycota, Sordariomycetes, Magnaporthales, Magnaporthaceae. Gene Ontology annotation, biological process: transmembrane transport. The transcript is spliced from 4 exons. The coding region runs from base 241 to 1890 and encodes 549 amino acids. Gene Ontology annotation, molecular function: transmembrane transporter activity.